AGAUCUGUCAGAUCAGUGUCACGUCACAAGUUGAAAUAAAACAUUGAUGAAAAUACAUUAUUUUCUACAUUAAAUACUAUAUAUAGUGCACUAAUAAUGGAUUUAAAAACGUUUGGCGAGGAUAAUUUUGAUUCGAAACAAUGGAUUAAUAAGGCUUGGGCCUCUAGCGGUAACCAAGAAAAGGAGAUUUUCGUUGCCAAUACAGUUUCAAGAUUGCAGCUGUAUAUGAAACAGCUGACAAACUCUCUGGAUGAGACUACCACGCAGAUUGUAACCUCAAUCCCUCGCAUAGUGCAAGACGCGUCAUCCCUGCAACUAGAAGGUGCCCUUCUGCAGCAGAAGCUGAUGUCUCUUGAACAGAAGGUCCAAAGCGUUGAGGAGCAGACCGGUCACUCAAUAGAAAGUCUUCAGAAGAUUGAUCAGUUGAAGAGUCGUUUGGAGAAUGCAGCAUCAGCUCUUCGCGAAGCUGACAAAUGGGCAGCACUGGCGUCUUCUCUUGAGGAUAUACUGGAGACAGGUGUCCCCACACAGCCAGACAAACUGUCCGAGUUAGCGGACCAGGUCUCAGCGAUGACUGCGAGUUUAGAGGUUUUAAGUGACGCUCCCGACUAUGAAACGAAACGACUUCAAUUGGAAACUCUAUACAAUCGUCUUGAAGCCGCGAUCAGUCCACCGAUUAUAGAAGCUCUCACGCAAAUGGACGCGGAACGCACAUCCCGUUACGUAACAAUAUUUACCGGCAUGAAUCGCUUCGUCUCUCUCUGCCGCUGUUGGCGCCGGGCGGCCGCACAGCGUCUGGCGAGCGACUGGCCGCGACUGUCCUCCCACACCCUCGCCGCUACCACCGCCAUGCUAUCAGCUGAUGCUGCUAAACAGGUUGAUUGGCUAACCAACGUUCUGAAGACAGACACCCCUCUUGCUGAGCUGUUGAGACUCUACACGGACCUUCUACUCUCGUUGGACCCUUCACCGACUAAGGUGGUAUCAGCCAACCUCAAGCUCUGUUCGACUCCCGAAGAAGGGAUCCAGCUGCUAAUAACUCUGCGGUCGGACAUCGAUGACUUUAUAACUUGUAUACAAGGAAUAAUUGACGCGCCAAGACCUAAUAAAGAAACCCUACCGGCGACAAUUCUCCGCGAGUUCGGUCGCGCUGCGUACGCGCCUCUCCGCGAGCUCCUCCCGCAGUACAGCGAGCUGCAGACACAGCUGCUGCUUCAGCAUCUGAAGGAUCCGCAGCUGGACCAGGAGGAUCUUCUAGAACACUCUAGAGCGAUACUAACAGUGUCGGAGAGGUGUGAGCAAUGGCUGGCCAAAGCUCACAGCACAGCAAAGAAGAUAGCAGGAGAUGCCCUUAGCCCUUAUUAUAUACCAGCAGUUGAGAAUUUUAUAUCAACCCUCGCGUCUCUUAUAUCAGCUCAUGCCCGCCGCAUAGAGACCACCUUCUUAUCCUCUGCAUCAUCAGGCCAGGCCACAGGAGUACUGUCCUCCAGCUUCCCGGCCUCGCUGAUGCUGCAGACGGCAGCAGCUACCAUCCUGGAUACACUCGCCAAGCAGGAGUUUGAAGAACCAAAGGAUCUAGAUCCCCUCCACGACCUCCCAUACCUGCUGCUGGAGUCGUCGGAGCGGCCCCGCGGCCCCCCUCCCCCCCUGCCCUCCUCCGCGACCCUCCGCCGAAGCAAGGACCAGCUGCGGAACCUCGCCAGAGCUAUAUUGAGGAACCCUAUUCAUGUACAACUAGAGAAAAUACCUCAACUAUCUGUUUGGAAUAAUAAUGAUGCGCUCUCAACGGACCUCCCAGACUUUGCCCUGUCUCCACAAGAAUAUAUCACUGAGAUUGGGCAGUACUUGAUGACAUUGCCCCAGCAUCUAGAAAUGCAUUUGUCUGAGAAGCAAGCGCCGCUCCAAUAUUUAUCAGAAGUUUGCACACAUACUUGUGAAGUGUAUGCGGAGAAAAUAUUGAAUAUUAGAAACAUGGAUGCCCUUGGCACUAAACGGUGUUUGAAUGACAUUGUAUACCUAUCCAGUGUGGUGGAAGAUUUGGGUAGCAGCAUCACUCCAGCCCUGCGCAGCUUGGAGAAGUCACUGCGAGCCGCCGCGCCGGCACAGACAGACUGACAGACAAGAAGACAUUAAACUAUACUAAUAAAAGUCCUGCUAAUAUUAUAAAAGCGAAAGUUUGUAUGUGUGUGACUCUUUUACGCAAAAAUCACUAACGGAUUUAGACGAAACUUGGUACAGAGAUACACUCGGCGUCAAAAAAAUCGCACCUCCUUGAAAAUAACAUUCAAAGCGUUAUUAAACCUUAACACGCGCAUGUACCCCCACCAAUAUUGAUGUCAUUUGAAAGCCAAAUAAAUAAACUUAUAAAAAAACA
Molecule: messenger RNA, 2374 nt
Organism: Trichoplusia ni (cabbage looper)
Lineage: Eukaryota; Metazoa; Arthropoda; Insecta; Lepidoptera; Noctuidae
Gene: Cog7
Product: conserved oligomeric Golgi complex subunit 7
Exons: 17
Coding region: 97-2115 (672 amino acids)
Biological process (GO): intracellular protein transport; Golgi organization; retrograde vesicle-mediated transport, Golgi to endoplasmic reticulum
Cellular component (GO): COG complex
Source: RefSeq, a predicted model, not a curated record